This is a messenger RNA of Paramuricea clavata, 2274 nucleotides long. The record is from the annotation of a GenBank genome assembly. NCBI's taxonomy places the organism in Eukaryota, Metazoa, Cnidaria, Anthozoa, Malacalcyonacea, Plexauridae.
AUGGUAAAAAGGCAUCAGAAUUGUACUUAUGCUAUUUUUGAAUAUACCGUUCAUUUAGAUAUUGAUGAAUGUGCUUCCGGAAGCAAUAAUUGCCAUGGCAACGCGAAUUGUACUAAUGCAGUUGGUUCCUACACAUGCGAAUGUAAGGAAGGUUUCACCGGAAAAGGCAUAGAAUGUGAAGGUAGGAGAAAAACUAUUUUUUUAACUUCAUUCUGAAGGCGUACAAGACAUCUCUGUUUCACAGAGAUGGCUAUAGUGCAUGGGUGAUUUUACAGAACCCGAGAUUUUUCGUAUCGUAUAAAUGAGUUUUAGCGCUCAAUGUCAUAAACCUUUUCCUCGUAUUUUCGAUCGAUUGUUUUCCGACCAGCAAGGUUCUUGUACGCAUUUCGCUGGAGUAGUAGCUUGACAUAAUUUACUCUAACUAUAUCAGCCGCUCCAGGGUAACUUUGUUUUACUUUUGUCGAUCUGCACUCUUAAAUUUCUCGAUACAUUGUACACAUGUGAUUUUCUUAUUGGAGAAUUUCAAUUUGAGUUUUAAUUGAGGCCAAUGACAAGCAUGUUGGUGUGAUCACUAGCUGGUUUUGCUGACGUGUUAGAAGAGGUUCUGGCAUACAGUUUCUCGUUGCUCUUGUGAAAAGACACGUAUUGUUUAGAUAGAAAUUGGUGAUCAAUAACCUCUCUUUUGUCUUAUAAUUGCUGGGACCGGUUAUUCCAAGCUGGGUUAGCGCUAACCCUGGGUUGUACUUUUAACCCGCUGUUUAUCUUAUAUUAAUUUUAGAUAUUGACGAAUGCGCUGCUGGAUCUCAUAAUUGCCAUGCUGAUGCGAACUGUACUAAUACAACUGCCUCUUUUACCUGUGUGUGUCGUGAAGGUUUCAGCGGCGAUGGCGUAAAUUGUGAUGGUAUGAGAAAUACUUAAUGACAGUCCUUUUUUAUAUUCAUUUGUGUGAAGGUUCAGAAGAUAUGAAAUGUUGUUUCAAAUGUUUAGUGUAUGUUUCAUUACUAAUAGGGCGCAUCAAUUGAUUGAUUGAUUUUGGUUGACAACUGUAUUUAAAGUCCAUUCACAACAAAAUUUUGUACUUGACUUGUGACGCUCGUUGAAACUCAAGAUAUGUGUCAAGACGAGCAUGAGUUUGUGAUGUUUCGAUAUUAUUUCGAAAAGCAUCGUCAGACUAAUUCUGGUCGUGAUUACGGUAACAUACUUGCUAUGAGUUAUUUCAACAAGACUAAUACAGACUGUUCGUAACAAGUUGCUAUGAGCUUGCUGUCAUCAACUUGUUAACAACUUGUCACAUGCCGACGAUAUCAGACUUUUUGGAACAACUUAUUUCGAGUCUGUUGGCCUCACCACUAUUCCUACAAGAUGAUAACAUUUUGCUCUUGCAACUGGGGACGAACAGUGCGAAUACAACUUGUUUACACGUGUAGCCAGAUUGAAGCCUUGGAUAGCGCAUGACCGUCCUUCAUGACAGUCAGUCUGCAUGGUUAUUUUGUUGUUGUAUUCCAUUUGUCAGAUGGCCAUUAGAUACCUUCUUGGAAAAACAGUUUACAAGUGAUAUAGAAUCAUCUAGCAUAAGUCAAGUGUAGUCACUGCCAACAACUCUAUAGUGAAAAUGGAAAAAAAUAUCUAUUCUAUUUAUUUUGCUAAUGAAUAUAUCCCCAUUUAGAUAUUGAUGAAUGUGCUUUGGGAAGCGACGAUUGCCAUUAUAAUGCGAACUGUACUAAUACAAAUAGUUCUUACACGUGUCAAUGUAAGGAAGGUUUCACUGGAAAUGGCGUAGUUUGUGAAGGUAGGAUAAAAACUGAUUUUCUUUUCCAAUAUUCCUUCAGAAUGGUCUGAAGAUGCACGAAAUAUGUCUGGAUCAUAAAUAUAUAGUAAUAGAUUAAAUGUGCUUGAUAUUCCGUGGGGUGGUUAGUUAAGUUAAAAUGGCCGAAAAGGGUGAAUAACAUCCAAGAAAUUGGUUUCUUGGUUUUUAUAUUUUUGAUUACGGCCUUACUCUGACGACGAUAGACCACUAUUGAUAUUGUUUCUUGGGAUUGUAUGAAAUAUAUCUUAUAAUUAAUUUUAGAUGUUGACGAAUGUGCUGCUGGAUCUCAUAAUUGCCAUGCUGAUGCGAUCUGUGCUAAUACAACUGGUUCUUUUACCUGUGUGUGUCGUGAAGGUUUCAGCGGAGAUGGCGUAAAUUGCAAGAGUAUGAGAAAUAUCUUUAUUAACUUUAACUAUGAAAUGUUCAUAACAUAUGAAAUUUUGGUGCAUGUAUGCCUUUCGCAAUAG